GUCGAGAUUCGAGAUAAACGUCAGCCUGGGAAUCAGGGCAUAACUCAAGCACAACUACAAGUUUAUGCUUCUCGGUCUCCUGAUUAGACCCCCUUUCAAACCUCGAGCAGUGAUUCACCCUUACGACGCCUGAGCUGGCACCCAGCACCAUUGCCACUAUGAACUUCAAUCUGGAAGAUCUCGAAGGCCCCAUUAUGCGCAUCCUCACUGCUCCAGGUGUUGAUUUGAGCACUAUCAGUGCGAAAGGAGUUCGACAGAAGUUGCUGGAGGACACCGAGUUAGGCCUGACCGCUCGAGGACUGAAGGAACGGAGGACAGAGGUGGACACUAUGAUAUCGAGUAUCUAUGAGGGUGUUAGUCGGCAGGUGCAAACAGACGAAUCGAAGAGGAAACGCGGGGAGAUAGAAGAAGGCACGGAACAAGAAGAUCAAGAGGAGGCUACGGAGGAGCGGGACGACCAAGAUGAUGAUGCGGAGGAGCAGGACGCGGAAGCAUCGGAAGAGGAUGAUAUCAAACCACCAACGAAGAAAAAGAAGGGCGCUGCGAAAAGCGUCGAGGAGGCCGAUGCUGAGUUGGCCAGGAAACUUGCAUCAGAACUCAACUCCCGGUCACGGCGUGGCACAUCAAACGGCGCAUCUGCUACGCCCAAGAAGCGUAAGACGAAGAAGAGUGCAGCCUUGGUUGAUUCUGAUGCAGAGGACGAGGGUGAAGAUGAGAAGCCAAAGAAGAAACGCAGUGGAGGUGCAAGAGGAGGCUUCGCGAAGGAAUAUAUCCUGAGCGAAUCUCUGUCAGUGGUUGUUGGCGUGGACAAGCUCUCGCGCCCCCAAGUCGUGAAGAGACUAUGGGAGUACAUUCGUGGCCAUGAACUUCAAAACCCCUCCAACAGGCGUGAGAUCAUGUGCGACGAUAACAUGCGGGCUGUCUUCGGUACUGAAAAGGUCGACAUGUUCCGGAUGAACAAAGUUCUCGGACGGCAUUUACAUGCCCAGUGACAACGCUGGGGAGAGGCAUACCAAGCCGACGUGUCGUUAGUUCUACUGUUACCAGUAUCUCCGGCACGCAUAAUUUAUGAUUUGCGGUUAGCCUUGUGUGUUCGCACUAUUACACCUAGCCUACGCAACGAAUUC
Suillus subalutaceus is the source of this 1127-nucleotide messenger RNA. RefSeq lists its product as uncharacterized. Gene Ontology annotation, biological process: transcription initiation at RNA polymerase I promoter; nucleolar large rRNA transcription by RNA polymerase I. Gene Ontology annotation, cellular component: RNA polymerase I upstream activating factor complex; nucleus. Gene Ontology annotation, molecular function: RNA polymerase I cis-regulatory region sequence-specific DNA binding. NCBI's taxonomy places the organism in Eukaryota, Fungi, Basidiomycota, Agaricomycetes, Boletales, Suillaceae. The record is from RefSeq and is a predicted model, not a curated record. Bases 159 to 992 code for a protein of 277 amino acids. The transcript has 3 exons.